Spinacia oleracea (spinach) is the source of this 1749-nucleotide messenger RNA. RefSeq lists its product as uncharacterized. Gene Ontology annotation, cellular component: cytoplasm. The record is from RefSeq and is a predicted model, not a curated record. Bases 115 to 1395 code for a protein of 426 amino acids. Gene Ontology annotation, molecular function: ATP binding; GTP binding; ATP hydrolysis activity. The transcript has 11 exons. Lineage: Eukaryota; Viridiplantae; Streptophyta; Magnoliopsida; Caryophyllales; Amaranthaceae.
GUUUCGAGUUUCGACCCCCCACAGUCCCACCAAUCUCCCUUUCUACUGACCAUUUCAAUUGAGAACACAAGUGUUUCAGUGCGUGUGAACGCAAACCUUAAAGAUUAGGCAGCAAUGGCGAGAAUAGCUAGAACUCAUCAAUGGCGCCCUGCCCUAUCUGGUCUACAUACGCCAUUCAAAUCCUCAUUUCUCAGCACUGACCCGUCUCUCAGUCGUUGUUGCUUUACCAACUAUGUAAUCCUCGGUAGAAGGAGCUUAUCUUCUUCAGCACUCAAAGUUUCUAUGAGCUUGAGAGCUGGCAUUGUUGGUCUCCCUAAUGUUGGAAAAUCCACUCUUUUCAAUGCUGUGGUUGAAAAUGGGAAGGCGCAAGCUGCUAAUUUUCCUUUUUGCACAAUAGAGCCAAACGUAGGAACUGUUGCUGUUCCAGACCCAAGAUUGCAGGUGCUUUCCGAUUUAAGCAAAUCUCAGAAAAUGGUUCCAGCAUCUGUAGAAUUUGUGGAUAUUGCUGGACUUGUGAAGGGGGCCAGUCAGGGAGAGGGAUUAGGUAAUAAGUUCUUAUCUCAUAUUCGCGAAGUCGACUCCCUACUUCAGGUUGUACGAUGUUUUGAUGAUAAUGAUAUAAUUCACGUAAAUGGAAAAGUUGAUCCUAAGUCUGACAUCGAUGUCAUCAAUCUAGAGUUAAUCUUCUCAGAUCUGGAUCAGAUGGAAAAAAGGUUGGAUAAACUUAAAAAAAGCAAGGCAAAGGAUUCACAAACUAAAGCAAAGGAGGAAGCAGAAAGAUCUGCUCUGGAAAGGAUCCAACAGGUGCUUAUGGAUGGAAAACCAGCACGAUCAGUUGCCUUAUCAGAUGUUGAGAAGGAAGCUGUUAAGCAUCUUUGUUUGCUUACAAUGAAACCAGUAAUUUAUGUUGCAAAUGUAGCAGAGUCUGAAGUAGCUGAUCCUGGAAAUAAUCCAUAUGUCCAACAAGUAACAGAACUUGCAUCAGAGUUGCAAUCAGAAGUGGUGACUGUCUCAGCACAGGUUGAGGCAGAACUUACAGAGCUUCCGUCUGAGGAUAGAGUAGAGUAUAUGAAGUCUCUUGGAGUCAGUGAAAGUGGUCUGGGAAACCUUAUUAGAGCAACAUAUAGAAUUUUGGGGUUGCAGACAUAUUUUACUUCCGGAGAGAAGGAAACAAAAGCUUGGACAAUACUCGCAGGGAUGACUGCCCCUCAAGCUGCAGGAGUUAUCCAUUCUGACUUUGAGAAAGGUUUUAUCCGUGCUGAGACGGUAGCUUAUGACGAUUUUGUUGCUGCUGGUUCACUUGCAGCUGCACGGGAGAGAGGAGUGUUGAAGUCUGAAGGGAAGGAAUAUGUUGUACAAGAAGGAGAUGUCAUGUUGUUUCGCUUUAAUGUUUGACGACUUUGAUUCAACUCAUUCAAGUACUGCCAGAGUAAAAGGGUUUGCUACCUUCCAGUUACAGCAGCAAUAGUAGCCUACAGUAUACUAUAUACGAAGUAUUUCAAUCAGGACAUUCUUCAACUAUGGGAGCCUGGCCUCAAAAGAGAGGUAGAUUCAUGUUAAGGAUAUCACCAAAUUUUGUCAAAGAUGCAAAUACUCCUGUCAUUCGUUAUGCACUUGUUUCGUUAUUCAAUGUGUAAAGUUAGAGAUCAAUGAAAAACUGAUAAAACAAAGCGAGUACCAUCGCUUUGUUGCAUGCUGUAAGAUGAACAAUAAUAGUCUAUAAAUAAUGGAACUAGUAUCAUUCUUUUA